Messenger RNA from Colletotrichum tamarilloi, 633 nucleotides. RefSeq lists its product as uncharacterized. Lineage: Eukaryota; Fungi; Ascomycota; Sordariomycetes; Glomerellales; Glomerellaceae. The transcript has a single exon. The record is from RefSeq and is a predicted model, not a curated record. Bases 1 to 633 code for a protein of 210 amino acids.
AUGCUCGAAAGUACCCCAGUACCUGGAUCAGUACGGAAAGAUACCUCCCUACCUUACGGAUACUUUACCUUAGUAUGCAAGUGCGUCCGCACGCAACCUAUUCGCCUGUUUAUUGAAGUCCAUGGCAAUAAAUCAAACUGCGGAACCAGAACAGACCAAGUUAGGUGUGGACAAUGCGCGAUCAGAAGUUGCGAACGUGCUGGCGACGCGAUGGAGAAGGAAGGAGCGACAUAUUACCUACUGCGUAUCCAGCAGCAUCUUGCAAGGCAGGCGCCAAUGGCCUUAGCUUCAGGUAUACUAUGUAAGGUAUCCGUCCAGGUGGUCGUGGCCGUAGCCAAAACCGUACCUGGCCAGGUAACAGAAGCAGGGAAAAGAAGCAGGAUCUGGCCCAUCCUGCGGUGCUCUUCUUUUGCCUUCCGUCCUCGUCUCAACCCCUCGGGUCUGGUCCAGCUUGUCGCCCGCUUCCCAUCCAUUUCAAUCACUCCAUCCUCGGACAGUCCUUGCUCUUGGUGUGCCGCUGCUAUUAUUGUGGUACUGUACAGGUACAAAGCGCACGCAAAACUCCGCACCGAAGUACUGUACAUCUGCUUUGUACCUGUGUUUUAUAUUAUCUUUUCGCACUGUGUACUUUAA